Messenger RNA from Syngnathus typhle (broad-nosed pipefish), 800 nucleotides. RefSeq names its product cyclin dependent kinase 2 associated protein 2 (gene cdk2ap2). The record is from RefSeq and is a predicted model, not a curated record. Gene Ontology annotation, biological process: regulation of microtubule cytoskeleton organization; negative regulation of G1/S transition of mitotic cell cycle. NCBI's taxonomy places the organism in Eukaryota, Metazoa, Chordata, Actinopteri, Syngnathiformes, Syngnathidae. The transcript has 6 exons. Gene Ontology annotation, cellular component: cytoplasm; nucleus; microtubule. Bases 136 to 585 code for a protein of 149 amino acids.
CGCUUCAUCUACCUUUGGCGCAUGCGCACUCCGUUACACACAGGAAGAACCAUCGCGUCCCCCCGAGGACAUUAAAUCUACUUAAAAAGAAUCUCUUCUGUAUGAAAAGAGACGUAUUCGGCUUGAGACGCCAACAUGCACGGAGCGGCCAACUCAUUAGCUCUUAGGAGCUCAUCUCCAGGAGUAAAGCUGUAUAAGCGAAACGAAGGAAGCGGUGCGUCGUACGGGGAGCUGCCAGUGGACGUCGUCAUGAGUUACAAGCCCAUUGCUCCUGCGCCGUCUGGCUCCAACCACACACCGCCUGGCUCCUCCGUGCCCUCGCCUUCCCUCCCGUCGUCGUCGAACUUCAGGCCAGCUUUCAGCGACUUUGGCCCACCUUCCAUGGGCUUUGUUCAGCCUGUCAAGGUCAGUCAAGGGUCGACUUACAGCGAACUUCUGUCAGUCAUAGAGGAAAUGAGUCGCGAGAUCCGACCCACAUAUGCUGGAAGCAAAAGUGCUAUGGAGAGACUAAAAAGAGGUAUCAUUCAUGCGCGUGCACUGGUCAGGGAGUGUCUGGCAGAGACAGAAAGGAGCGCCCGUACAUAACCUUUACCCCCCCCCCCUCCCUUUCCCAUCAUCUGGUUUUCCUUUUUUUUUUCUAAAUCCUUUCUGGUUGCUUUUUACAGUUGCAUUGUCCUUGUCAUGCCACCGGGCCCUUCUCUUUAAUAUUUUCCAAAGGUUUCAGGCGUAAUGUGGAGAUUUUGAGUCGAGCUGUGAAUAAUCAUAGUAAACCAUUUCCUAGUGGUCAACACAGUCAGAAA